Molecule: messenger RNA, 660 nt
Organism: Strongylus vulgaris
Lineage: Eukaryota; Metazoa; Nematoda; Chromadorea; Rhabditida; Strongylidae
Source: the annotation of a GenBank genome assembly
AUGGAGCGUGAUCAAACACGAUUCCGAUUACCAUUUCAUGAGCCUGCAUCGAUUUUCUGGGAUGAGACCGAUGAUCGCUUUCUUGUCUGCCAUGCUCAAGCUUCUUCUCAACACGUUGGUGACGAUAUGAUACUAACCAUGUUUGUUACCUCUGACCAUGGGAUGCACUUGCAAGACUUGUCUCGCAAGUCAUCCGCUUCAGAUGCACUAAUCGGCGUUUCUGUUCCAAAUCUCUAUUUUACAAAAAAGAUGGAGUUUGAUGAAGAAGAGGUUAGAGGCGAAAAAUCUAUAGGUCGCUUCCUAAUAGCUCGGUCUUUGCGGGAGUUCUCAGGCGUUGAAAACUGCGAUGACGCAACAAGGAAGGGAAUGAUGGAUUUCUGCUAUUAUCUUAGUAUUGGACAAAUGGAUGAUGCUUUCAAAGCAAUUCGAUUUAUUAAGAGUGAAAGUGUCUGGGAGCAUAUGGCGUCAAUGAGUGUGAAGACUCGUCGUCUAGACGUUGCGGCCGUCUGCUUGGGAAACAUGAAGAAUAUUAGAGGAGCAAGGGCGCUGCGAAAGGCACAAGAGGCAGGUGAAAGCGAAGCUCUACAGUGCGCAGCAUUAGCCGUGGAACUUGGAAUGUUGGUGAGUGCAGAGAUUGUCGCACAGACGAUUUUACAGUAA